AAGUUCGAAACGAGCUUUCCAUCAUAGGGGAUCGAACAAUUAUAGUCAUGAUAAAAUUAUAUUUUUGAUCCCUCUGCAUAAAGAAAUUCUAGGUUUUACAUAUAAGGAUAAAUUGUUGGGCCCGAGGUAGUUCUUUUAGUUUAAGGGGCUGUAUAGGUAAAACCUAUUUUCAAAAUCCUACCCCUCAAAUGAAACGGGUCAAUCCCUGAAACGAGUACCCACCCGAUAUCUCCCAUGGGUUGCGGAGUAGUUUUCCUCUUCCUCGCCGCCGACUAGAAAUUCUUCGGUGACGCUAAUCCGGGGCCGUUUUCCUACCGAAACAUUCUACAACAGUGACUUUUCAUAACCCACAAAAUUUUUACCAUUGCCAUGGGCCUCUCCUCGAGACGAUUCCUCAAACUCCUCAAAGCACAAAAAGACCCUGACUCCGCGCUGGCCCUGUUCGACUCGCAGGUUCGCCACCCUUCUUUCUAUCCCUCGUCGGACGUGUUCCACCAUAUCCUUCGCCGACUUGUGCACGCGAAACUCGUUGCCCACAUUGGCCGAAUCGUUGAUCUCAUCAAAAUCCGGAAGUGCAAAUGCCCUGAAGAUGUGGCCUUGACGGUUAUGCAAGCUUAUGCUAAGAACUUGAUGCCUGAUAAUGCACUGGAUGUAUUCCAGAACAUGGGUGAAAUUUUUGGAUGUGAGCCUGGUAUAAGGUCGUACAAUACUCUGUUAAAUGCAUAUGUUGUGUCAAGACAGUGGGACCGGGCUGAGUCUUUAGUUGGGUAUUUUGAGACUGCAGGAAUUUUGCCAAAUUUACAAACUUAUAAUAUUCUGAUCAAAAUUUCGUGUAAAAGAAAGCAGUUUGAGAAGGCAAAAGCCUUGUUGGAUUGGUUGUGGAAAAAGGGUUUUAAGCCUGAUGUGUUUAGUUACAGUACUGUGAUUAACGAGUUAGGAAGAAGUGGGGAUUUAAUGGGUGCGUUGCUGGUGUUUGAUGAAAUGUUGUUCAGAGGGGUGGAGCCUGAUGUGGUCUGUUAUAAUGUUUUGAUUGAUGGUUUUCUUAGAAAAGGGGAUUAUGUGAAGGCAAAGGAGAUGUGGGAGAGGUUGUCAAUGGACUCUUUGGCUUGUCCGAAUGUUGUUACUUAUAAUAUAAUGAUUAAUGGUUUGUGUAAAUGUGGAAGAUUUGAUGAGUGUUUGGAGAUAUGGGAUAGGAUGCAGAAAAAUGAUAGACAGAAGGAUUUGUUUACUUACAGUAGUUUUAUUAAUGGAUUGUGUAAGGCUGGGAAUGUUGAUGGAGCUGAAAGGGUUUACAGAGAGAUGGUUGAGAAUGGGGUUUUAGCAGAUGCUGUCACUUAUAAUGCAAUGCUCAAUGGAUUUUGUACUGUAGGGAAGAUUAAAGAGUGUUUUGAAUUGUGGGAGCUGAUGGGGAAGAACGGUUGUCGUAAUGUUGUGAGUUAUAAUAUAUUUAUUAGAGGGCUAUUAGAAAAUGGUCAGGUAGAUGAAGCAAUUUUGAUCUGGGAGCUCUUGCCAGAGAAGGAUUGCAAAGCUGAUUCCACAACUUAUGGGGUUUUGAUUCGUGGAUUGUGUAAGAGCGGUUACUUGAAUAAGGCUUUACGGAUACUAACAGCGGCAGAAGAUGGAGGAGGUGAUUUGGAUACAUUUGCAUAUACCUCCAUGAUUGAUGGGUUCUGCAAAGAAGGGAGAUUAGAUGAAGCAGCCCAUUUAGUAAAUCAAAUGGAUAAGCGUGGCUGUAAAUUGAAUGUUCAUACUUGCAACACACUGAUGAAUGGAUUUAUUCAAGCUUCAAGGUUUGAGGAAGCAAUUCGUAUUUUUAGGGAAAUGGAACAUAAGGGAUUUUCUCCGACUAUUGUCUCAUAUAACACUCUCAUCAAUGGUUUAUGCAAGGUGGAAAGAUUUGGUGAAGCAUACACUUUUGUGAAAGAAAUGUUAGAGAAAGGGUGUAAACCAGACAUGGUCACUUAUAGCUGCUUGAUAAAUGGUCUUUGCCAAGGCAAGAAGAUUGACAUGGCUCUCAACUUGUGGGGCCAAGUUCUUGAAAAAGGUUUUAGACCUGAUGUAACUAUGUACAACAUUUUAAUUCACGGGCUUUGCUCUGCAGGAAAAAUUGAAGAUGCUUUGCAGCUUUAUUCAAAUAUGAAGAGGUGGAGCUGUAUUCCAAAUCUUGUGACCUAUAACACUCUCAUGGAGGGGCUCUAUGAAGUUAGAGAUUCUGAAAAGGCAUUGGGGAUUUGGGCUCAUAUUCUAGAAAAUGGGCUACACCCAGAUAUCAUAACUUAUAAUAUCACUUUCAAGGGGCUUUGUUCAUGCGGUAGAAUAUCAGAUGCUAUUAGGUUCUUGCAUGAUGCAUUGGACCGCAGAAUUCUUCCAACUGCCAUUACAUGGUACAUUCUUGUCAGAGCAGUGAUAGGUUAUGGGCCUUCUUCGUGAUGCUUGUUUAAAAGUCUUAGAUGUAUUUGGGUUUGACAUAACCAAAAAGAUGAAAGGCUGAAAUUAGCUUAUGAGAUGUCCGAUUAAAAUUCCUGGGUUCAGUUUGAGUCCAAUGUCCCCAGGAAAGUAGGAAUAAUCGAUAAGCAAAUGGAGCACUGGGGAUUGUAAUUGAGAUGUAAUAAUGGUAAAUCUUUCUGAAUCCUGCUUGCCAUCUGACAUGCAUAAUCCCAUUGGUUAUUACAAGUUGAAUUCUUGGCUCAGAGAUCUUUCGAUGUCAUUGUGUUCAGAGGAACUGAAGAAGCAAAGGCACUAAAAUUGCUCCGAGAACAGCAACUUUUCGCCAAUCGGGUGCAUUGAUGAAAGAGUCAGCAAUUCCUAGGACUAGCAGACCAAUUAAAGCAAGGCUCUUGAAGAAUAGCCCCUCAUUCCGAUCUUCCUCCAUUUUAACUUCGAAUUCUGCUAAUUUGUUAUCAUUCUCCAUAAUCUCCUGUCUGUUCAUUUCUGCAGAUUCUUCAAAAGCUUGCAUUUGGCUCUCUAUAUUCUCCAUUAUCUGCCGACCAGGAAAAGAAUACGAAAUGGGUUAUGUACAUUACUUCAUACUAUAUCAAGCAAAGACGCUUUUUCUAUGGCUAGUGCAUGGGAAUUCAAUAAAUUAUGUACUGACCCUGGCACUAGCUUCAUCCAGUUCUUUGAGGGCAUCCUCUCCAACUUUGUCAAACUCCGUAUUGGCUUCUUCUGCAAAUUGUGUUAGAUAACCUGAUCUCUCAUCCAAAUAAUCAGUCAGACGGACUUUUUGCGCUUGAAGCAUUGCAAUUCUUGCAAGCAACUCUUGUUUACGAGCAUCUCCUUCAGCUGUGGAAUCUUCAGAGUCAGAAUCUUUGGACUUGCAGUUGCAGAAAGACACAAAAGAAUGUUUUGUGGUGUUUGUGAUUCUUCUUGUGUAGAAAAUAUCAUGCUUAGUUGGAGGCAAGGAGGUUUGAAUAGUUUUUAGAGCUAUCAUCUUUUCCUUCUUUCCUGAAAAGAGAAAUGAUACUGUAUAGACGGUGGGAGCUUUUGAACCCCAAAUUCAGUUUUACAUUAUCCUGUUUUCAGGUAUAACAUAAACUUUUUCUUUUAUGUAAGGACUCAUUGAAAACAUGAGCCUGCCACGUGUCAA
Messenger RNA from Mangifera indica (mango), 3586 nucleotides. RefSeq names its product pentatricopeptide repeat-containing protein At3g09060. Gene Ontology annotation, molecular function: protein binding. The transcript is spliced from 5 exons. The record is from RefSeq and is a predicted model, not a curated record. Lineage: Eukaryota; Viridiplantae; Streptophyta; Magnoliopsida; Sapindales; Anacardiaceae. Bases 370 to 2430 code for a protein of 686 amino acids.